Molecule: messenger RNA, 900 nt
Organism: Verticillium alfalfae VaMs.102
Lineage: Eukaryota; Fungi; Ascomycota; Sordariomycetes; Glomerellales; Plectosphaerellaceae
Exons: 4
Coding region: 1-900 (299 amino acids)
Source: RefSeq, a predicted model, not a curated record
AUGACGGCUGCGGCACGGUCCAGUCGACUCCGCCCUGGCGGAUACCAGCGUGUACCUGAAUGGGAGUUGGAACAACGUCAAGGCCAGAGCCAGAAUCCACGCCAGCAGCGGUAUCAGGACACGCCCGCCGGUCCGAGCGACCCGUACACCGGCCGUCAGCUUCCAGAGAAGCCCCUGCCCGCCCUACCACCGCCGUCUGCACCCAUGCUCAUGAGCCCCGGCCCCGGGACAACUGUCGGCCUCGCCGGCCGCCGGCGCCCCCGCCAUGAUCUUCUGGGGGGCCCUCGCCGGAUGCCUUCCUUCGCCGGGCCUCGUGCUCAAGCUCGCCUUGGCAACGCCACACGGGCACCCCCGCUUUGGCCGGUUUUGCCCGAGUCCCUCAACGGGGGGACCAACAACGCAACGAUCGAGGUAAUCAUCGAACAGGGUGGCUUCAAUAACUCCCCUGGCUGGCUAUCUCAAUUGUCCCAAUGCCUGGAAGCAUCAAGUUGGGACCGAGGCUUCGCUGGACUGGCAGUCGCGCUACCUAGCGAACGGUCAGUUGACACUCUGCUCCAGAGCUUGAUCGAUACUGUUGCUGACAAGAAUCAGCCACCACUCGCCUUCAAGGGCUUAUCGAGGGAUACGAUUGGACCAUUGAGGAUACGUACGCUGCGCAGACAAUGUGCCCAUACGAGACGUCGCUGGUGCGAGCUCUUCACCUACGAAGAAUGGCUCGGCUUCUCCUACGCCGUGGACCUCGCCUUUUCAGGCAACAAUAUGUUCCACAACCCCACCGGUCGUGCCGUGGUUCUGGGCUCCAGCAAAGAAGUUAUCGCCCGCCCAAAGACCCAUACCUUGGCUAUUCCGGGUUCCCAGAUCAACACGACCCUCGAUUCCUCGGAAGAGACCUUUCCCUGA